Messenger RNA from Aphanomyces invadans, 378 nucleotides. RefSeq lists its product as hypothetical. The record is from RefSeq and is a predicted model, not a curated record. Bases 1 to 378 code for a protein of 125 amino acids. The transcript has a single exon. NCBI's taxonomy places the organism in Eukaryota, Oomycota, Saprolegniomycetes, Saprolegniales, Verrucalvaceae.
AUGGAUUAUUUGGAUUGCCGUGCCGAAUCGUUUGAACCGUACUUGAUUUACGGUGAUCCCGCCUAUGGCAUGCUACGGUGGAUAUGCAGUGGAUUCAAAGGGGACAUUUCAAGCCGUGAGAAAGAGUUCAAUUCGUCGUUGAGUCGUGUGCGUCAAUCAGUAGAAUGGGGGUUCUGUCGAAUGAAGACGCAAUGCGCGUUUGUGACGUAUAAAAUGCAGCAAAAAAUCAUGCUACAAAGUGUCGGCAAGGUGAUCAAUUUGGCGAUGCUGUUUACGAAUUGUCAAACGUGCUACAACGGGGGAAAUCAAUCAAGUCAGUUCUUCCAAUUGAACCCACCAUCACUGAAAGAGUACUUGACAUUAGGAUGGACUACUUAA